Messenger RNA from Oncorhynchus keta (chum salmon), 3066 nucleotides. Its product is annotated as basic proline-rich protein-like. Bases 1 to 3066 code for a protein of 1021 amino acids. NCBI's taxonomy places the organism in Eukaryota, Metazoa, Chordata, Actinopteri, Salmoniformes, Salmonidae. The transcript has 2 exons. The record is from RefSeq and is a predicted model, not a curated record.
AUGGCCAAAUUGAGAAUCUGCCCCCCUGCCUCCACCGCCCCCACCAACCCCCUGCCUCCACCGCCCCCACCAACCCCUGGCCCCACCGCCCCCACCAACCCCUGCCUCCACCGCCCCCACCAACCCCUGCCUCCACCGCCCCAACCAACCCCUGCCUCCACCGCCCCCACCAACCCCCUGCCUCCACCGCCCCCCCACACACCCCGGCCCCACCGCCCCCACCAACCCCCUGCCUCCACCGCCCCCACCAACCCCCUGCCUCCACCGCCCCCACCAACCCCCUGCCUCCACCGCCCCCACCAACCCCCUGCCUCCACCGCCCCCACCAACCCCCUGGCCCCACUGCCCCAACCAACCCCUGCCUCCACCGCCCCCACCAACCCCUGGCCCCACUGCCCCCACCAACCCUGCCUCCACCGCCCCCCAACCCCUGGCCCCACUGCCCCCCACCAACCCCUGGCCCCACUGCCCCCACCAACCCCUGGCCCCACUGCCCCCACCAACCCCCUGGCCCCACUGCCCCCACCAACCCCCUGGCCCCACUGCCCCCACCAACCCCCUGGCCCCACUGCCCCCACCAACCCCCUGGCCCCACUGCCCCCACCAACCCCUGGCCCCACCCCCCUGCCCCCACCAACCCCUGGCCCCACUGCCCCCACCAACCCCCUGCCUCCACCGCCCCCACCAACCCCUGGCCCCACUGCCCCCACCAACCCCCCUCCACCGCCCCCACCAACCCCUGGCCCCACUGCCCCCACCAACCCCUGGCCCCACCGCCCCCACCAACCCCCUGGCCCCACUGCCCCCCACCAACCCCCUGGCCCCACUGCCCCCACCAACCCCCUGGCCCCACUGCCCCCACCAACCCCCUGGCCCCACUGCCCCCACCAACCCCCUGGCCCCACUGCCCCCACCAACCCCUGGCCCCACUGCCCCCACCAACCCCCUGGCCCCACUGCCCCCACCAACCCCUGCCUCCACUGCCCCCACCAACCCCUGGCCCACCAACCCCCUGGCCCCCACCAACCCCCUGGCCCCACCGCCCCCACCAACCCCUGGCCCCACUGCCCCCACCAACCCCUGGCCCCACUGCCCCCACCAACCCCCUGGCCCCACUGCCCCACCAACCCCUGGCCCCACUGCCCCCACCAACCCCCUGGCCCCACUGCCCCCACCAACCCCUGGCCCCACUGCCCCCACCAACCCCCUGGCCCCACUGCCCCCACCAACCCCUGGCCCCACUGCCCCCACCAACCCCUGGCCCCACUGCCCCCACCAACCCCUGGCCCCACUGCCCCCACCAACCCCCUGGCCCCACUGCCCCCACCAACCCCCUGGCCCCACUGCCCCCACCAACCCCUGGCCCCACUGCCCCACCAACCCCUGGCCCCACUGCCCCCACCAACCCCUGGCCCCACUGCCCCCACCAACCCCCUGGCCCCACUGCCCCACCAACCCCCUGGCCCCACUGCCCCCACCAACCCCUGGCCCCACUGCCCCCACCAACCCCUGGCCCCACCGCCCCCACCAACCCCUGGCCCCACUGCCCCCACCAACCCCUGGCCCCACUGCCCCCACCAACCCCCUGGCCCCACUGCCCCCACCAACCCCCUGGCCCCACUGCCCCACCAACCCCCUGGCCCCACUGCCCCCACCAACCCCCUGGCCCCACUGCCCCCACCAACCCCUGGCCCCACUGCCCCCCCCAACCCCUGGCCCCACUGCCCCCACCACCCCCUGGGCCCCACUGCCCCCACCAACCCCUGGCCCCCCUGGCCCCACUGCCCCCUGGCCCCACCGCCCCCCAACCCCCUGGCCCUUUGCCCCACCCCCCCACUGGCCCCCCCCACCAACCCCCUGGCCCCACUGCCCCCACCAACCCCUGGCCCCACUGCCCCCACCAACCCCCUGGCCCCACUGCCCCCACCAACCCCCUGGCCCCACUGCCCCCACCAACCCCUGGCCCCACUGCCCCCACCAACCCCCUGGCCCCACUGCCCCCACCAACCCCUGGCCCCCUGCCCACCACUGGCCCCCUGCCCCCACCAACCCCCUGGCCCCACUGCCCCCACCAACCCCUGGCCCCACUGCCCCCACCAACCCCUGGCCCCACUGCCCCCACCAACCCCUGGCCCCACUGCCCCCACCAACCCCCUGGCCCCACUGCCCCCACCAACCCCCUGGCCCCACUGCCCCCACCAACCCCUGGCCCCACUGCCCCCACCAACCCCCUGGGCCCCACUGCCCCCACCAACCCCCUGGCCCCACUGCCCCCACCAACCCCUGGCCCCACUGCCCCCACCAACCCCCUGGCCCCACUGCCCCCACCAACCCCCUGGCCCCACUGCCCCCACCAACCCCCUGGCCCCACUGCCCCCACCAACCCCUGGCCCCACUGCCCCCACCAACCCCUGGCCCCACUGCCCCCACCAACCCCCUGGCCCCACUGCCCCCACCAACCCCUGGCCCCACUGCCCCCACCAACCCCCUGGCCCCACUGCCCCCACCAACCCCUGGCCCCACUGCCCCCACCAACCCCUGGCCCCACUGCCCCCACCAACCCCCUGGCCCCACUGCCCCCACCAACCCCUGGCCCCACUGCCCCCACCAACCCCUGGCCCCACUGCCCCCACCAACCCCCUGGCCCCACUGCCCCCACCACCCCCUGCCCCCACCGCCCCCACCAACCCCUGGCCCCACUGCCCCCACCAACCCCCUGGCCCCACCGCCCCCACCAACCCCCUGGCCCCCUGCCCCACCACCCCCACCAACCCCUGGCCCCACUGCCCCCACCAACCCCCUGGCCCCACUGCCCCCACCAACCCCCUGGCCCCACUGCCUCCACCACCCUGGCCCCACCCCCACCAACCCCUGGCCCCACUGCCCCCACCAACCCCUGGCCCCACUGCCCCCACCAACCCCCUGGCCCCACUGCCCCCACCAACCCCCUGGCCCCACUGCCCCCACCAACCCCUGGCCCCACUGCCCCCACCAACCCCUGGCCCCCCACCCCACAUCACCCCAUAUACCGAACCCCUGCGCCCCAGGGCCAGGAAUUCCAGUUAA